Molecule: messenger RNA, 2021 nt
Organism: Medicago truncatula (barrel medic)
Lineage: Eukaryota; Viridiplantae; Streptophyta; Magnoliopsida; Fabales; Fabaceae
Exons: 4
Coding region: 312-1898 (528 amino acids)
Source: RefSeq, a predicted model, not a curated record
UAAAGCUAAAUAAGAAAUCAUUCCUUCAAAAAAAAAAAAAAAAAAAAAAUCCUAAAUCGCUCCUUAAAAAAAUAAGAAGAAAGAAAUCGUGAAUAGCAGUAUUUUCAUCCAAGCCAUCGUGAAUCGCAGUAGCAGUAGCAAUUAAGAGGUGUAAAAAGCUUCAGAGUGAGUGUGAGUUGCCUGAUUGUGUUAUAUCUUAUAUCUUUUCCAAGUUAGCUUUGAAGGAUUUGGUGAAAACAAGUGCAUUAUCCAAAAGAUGGAUUCACGAAUAUUGGGGAUUAAAGACGGAACUCAACUUUGAUCUCCAUACAAUGUUUGACUAUAACACAAUUCAAGACUUACCAAAAAGCCUUCCACUCUUUCAAAGGUUUCACUUUCAAUCUGAAUUUGCCACCAGAUUGGAUCAAUUUGUGCUCCAUUAUAAAGGUGACAUGAUCAGUUCAAUCCGAGUAAAAUUUCCAUUAGGCAAUGAACACAGGGAUGCCAUUGAUAGAUUGAUCUCCAAAGGAAUUGCUAAGGGUGCCAAACGUAUUGAACUUCUCUUCUCAUCUGAAACAAAUGAUACUACUCAUUCUAUUUUGCCAUACAAAUUUUCCCUUACUCUCUUAUCUGACAAUGAUUCUCUCACGUAUCUGCACCUACAAAACUGUCUUGUAUUAGAACCUAUGAACUUAUCUGGAUUAAAAAACUUGAGAACUCUUGUGUUCCAUCUAGUUGAUGUGAAGCAGAAACUUCUUCAGAGUCUGUCUUCUAAUUGCAGUCAUCUUUUAGACUUCACCCUUGAUGAUUGUCAUUUCACUUCUAGCUUGAUAAUAAACAUACCAACAUUGCUUCGUUUGAAUAUUGUUAACUGUAGGGUUAACAUUGAAAGGUAUAUAGAUAUUAUUGCAUCAAAUCUCUCAUCCUUUGAGUAUUCUUGUAAUGAUCGUUUUAGAGUACACCCAAUUAACAUUAAGUCUCAUAUGUUAUCCAAGUUUAUCUACAGAGGUGCUCGAUUUUCUAAACCUAUUGGGUUUUUUGGAUUGAAAAACGUAACAACAAUUGUGUUGGAUGGACUCACUGAAAAUCUAUCUGGGAACAUUUUGAAUAAUUUGUUUUCUGAUUGUUUCAAACUCGAGAACGCCACCUUUAAGAACUGCUGCCUCACAAGUUCAACAGACAUUACCAGUCAAAAGUUGCGUCAUUUAAGCAUAAUUGAUUGUGGUUUUGGGGAAUACUCUCCUUAUGCGAUAACUAUUGAUGCACUGAAUCUCUUAUCCUUUGAAUAUAGUGGUCAAAACACACAUAUAAUUUAUGUUACGGCUCCAAAGUUAUUGAAGAUUUUCUGGAAUGCGGCUGUGAGAGAGAAAAUACCACAUCCCUUUGGUCCUAUUGAAAGCUUACCACAUAUUGAGAAUUUAGCUAUGAUCAUCUACCCUUCACAGGUUGAGAAAUUAAAGCAGGUAUUAUUUCAAUUUCAAAAUCUUAGACAAUUAGAGUUAUUUGUGGAAGGAGGAGUGUAUGAUCUUGAUAUGAACUAUUUUUGGAUUUUAGAUAUUAUAACGGCUUCUCAACAUCUCCAGAAAAUUUCUAUAACAAUUAGAAAUCGACAUCUGAAAAAUUCACGUAUGGUAGAAUUUAAGAGGGAAAAAAGAAAAUAUGCAGAGUUUUCUCAUAAUGAUUUGAAAUAUGUGGAGUUUUGUGGUUGUGUUUUCUCUGCGGAUGUUAUUGAAUUAGCAAGUCAACUAUUGAGGAAUGCAAAUUCGCUUAACAAAAUGACUUUCAGUUCUCUUCACAAAUUCUAUAUAGGUGCUGGUAGAUGGACUAGUGGCUCUGAUGGUUGUCUGCUUGGACAAAAUGUUAUUUAUGAGAUGCUUAAAGAUGAAGUAAAUAAACAAUGUCAACUUAUAAUUUUGUAGUGUUAUUUAAUCUAUAAUGAAUUUCUACUAUUAGUCAUAAAUCAACAUUGUAUAAUUUACUCUUGGUCGAGGGAAAUAGGAAACAUGAUGUGAUUGGAAUAGAAAUUUGAAAUUAGAACUCUA